This is a messenger RNA of Melitaea cinxia (Glanville fritillary), 1083 nucleotides long. RefSeq lists its product as uncharacterized. The record is from RefSeq and is a predicted model, not a curated record. NCBI's taxonomy places the organism in Eukaryota, Metazoa, Arthropoda, Insecta, Lepidoptera, Nymphalidae. The coding region runs from base 208 to 1038 and encodes 276 amino acids. The transcript has 8 exons.
AUUUGUGCUGUUUAGUCGUAAACACUAAAAUAAAAGUCAAUGUCAUUGAUGACAUUAAACAGCUGACAACAGCUGAUUAUUUGAAUGAUUGUUUUCGCUUGUUUUAUGCGCAGAUAAGUUAAAAAUAAUCUAAAAAUAUUUCCAAAAUUAGGGACUAAUAACAUAGUGUUUAUUUUAUUUUAAUUACCAGUGUAGAAAACUUCCACAAUGUUACGUCAGACUGGAAAAAGUUGGGUAUCUUCACCUCUUGGGACCCACCUACUACUGGCAAUCUCCAAGAAUGAAAACUCGCUAACAAAGAAAUAUGUGCAGAUAGAAGAAACCAUAAGGAAGAAACAACAAUGUAGAGCAAUGAAUAAAAUUUUUUAUUCAAACACAAUCAAAAUUGACUUUCAAGAUAUAGAAAAAAAUGUUCGCAAAAUCAGUUUAGAGAUGGGUGAUAGUGUUGGUUUUAAAGAGUUUUGUGGGAAUUUUGUAAAAUCAGAUACAAAACUGCUUUUAACAAAUUUGUGCAGUUAUGAAAAUAAAUGGAAUAAAAGAGAUAUUGUAUCCAGUGGUACAACUAUGAAAGUUUAUAACUCAUUUACUUAUACCGAAGAUAUUAAAUAUGAAGCAAGGCUUUUAGAAUUACCAAUGAAAAAUGAUUUCAAGUUAGUGAUAAUUAUCCCUAAUGAAGUUGGUAUUUUGUGUAAUUUAUUUAACAAAUUAUACAACAAUGGCUUAAAAGCAGCAAUUAUAAGCACACAACCUCUUUUUACUACCUUCUAUGAACUGAAGGCACCGAAUAUUAAAUUUUCUUGCACUCCUGAUAUGGUACAGCAUUUCUCUUACAAUUGCUGGGCGACGACUGAAUACGGAAAUGUUAAAAUAGAUGAAAACGGAGUUUCAAUAAAAGUUAUUACUCAUAUGAUUCCUUCAAAUACUAAACCAAGAGAAUGUCUAAAUUUAGAACAACACGAACUGAAUAAGACGUUUUUCUUCGGACUAGUCUAUGAAGAUACGCCAAUUUUUACCGGCCAGUACGUUAAUAUAGAAUAAAAAAUAAACAAAUAUUAUUACUAUUGUAAUUUAUCCACGACAAGA